Messenger RNA from Penicillium brasilianum, 1545 nucleotides. The record is from the annotation of a GenBank genome assembly. Lineage: Eukaryota; Fungi; Ascomycota; Eurotiomycetes; Eurotiales; Aspergillaceae.
AUGUCGGACUUGGAGAAAGCCCCCAUCGCUAUUCCUAUUCUCAAGUCCGCGGUGACAAGGAUAAUGAACACCGUCAAAAGUCCUAAUGAGAUGAGUCUUGCCGAUGGCGAUAACAGGGAUAUUUUCGAAGAAGCUUACCCCAAGGAGAUGGUAUUCGUUGGGCCAGACUCGCAUCAUACCGUCGACUCCGAGGCGCAGACCGUUAGUGCUGACCUGAAGCCGUUUGCGUUCGUCCGGUAUGCCAUCUUCACUUUGUAUCGACGUCUCUUCACGCUAGUCUUCUGUGCAAACGCUGGCGUGUUCAUCUGGGUGAUGUUGUCCAACCAGAGACUCCUCGCUCUGGUCAAUGCAACGGCUGCCAACUUGCUCGCAUGCGGUUUGGCCCGACAGCCACUUGUUGUCAAUGCGAUCUUCCGCAUUGUAUUGUCUGUGCCACGGUCAGCACCAUUUGCUUUGCGCCGCAUCGUUUCCGAAGUAUACCACUAUGGUGGUGUUCAUAGCGGCGGUGGUGUCGCAGCACUUGUCUGGUACAUAGGGUUUAUCGGAGUCAUGUCGCAUCAAUAUUGGACGUCCCCGUCCGCAGCCCCUUACCCUGGCGCCGGAAUGGUCAUCAGCUUUUCGGCUGCUCUAGUAGCCUUAGCUUACGUCAACCUCGUGCUGUUGCUGACUAUUAUUGUUGUGGCUACUCCGAAGUUUCGCAUCAAACGGCAUGAUUAUUUUGAACUCACCCACCGUUUCUCGGGAUGGCUUGUGGUAACCUUGUUUGUGGCGCUAUUAUUGGUCUUUGCGCAUGAAAAUAGCCAGGCACAGGGGCAGAGCAUGGGUUUGUUCCUUCUCGAGCUCCCUGCAUUCUGGUUCCUGAUCCUAAGUGCCGUUGCUAUCGUCCAGCCAUGGUUGAUGUUGCGGAAGGUCCCGGUACGUGCGGAGAUACUGUCGACUCAUGCGGUGCGGCUGCACCUUGACCACGCCGUUACCGCCUUCGGCAAGGGCAUUCAACUCGCCAAACAUCCCCUGUUAGAUUGGCAUGGUUUUGCCACAUUUCCCGACCCUAGUCCGGCGGGAACGCGCGGAACACCUAGCUUCUCAUGCUUGGUGUCCAAGGCUGGCGACUGGACUGCGGACACGAUCAAGAACCCGCCCACGCAUCUCUGGAAGCGGGGUGUGCUCCUCUAUGGCUUUGCAUAUUCCAUGCGGGUAUUCAAGAGGGUGAUUGUGGUGACCACAGGAUCAGGUAUCGGCCCCUGUCUGUCCUUCUUAGGCGAUGAUAAUCGCCCUGCGCUGCGAGUCCUUUGGCAGACUCGUGCUCCGCUCGAAACGUACGGACAGGGAGUGAUGGACCUUGUCCGCCGGAUGGAUGACUGCCCAAUAAUUAUGGACACCGAUCGGCUAGGACGAGUUGACAUGGUGCCUAUCGUCCUUCGACAAUUCUCGGAAUUCAAGGCCGAAGCGGUGUGCGUGAUCAGUAACCCCGUGCUAACGCGCCGUAUCGUGUAUGAACUCGAAACGCGCGGGGUUGCAGCGUUUGGCCCGAUUUUCGACUCUUAA